AUCCCUCUUGCACCACUGUACUGAAUUACAGACGACGAGAUCCCCACCGCUGUCCGAUACAAUCCCUAUCACCGCGCUGCUUGCCAGCCGCUUGCGUUGUUCAUAAAGCUGUCUUCCUGCGAUUGUCCUCCGCUCAUCUAUCCCGACAAUGUCUGUAGCCCGAGCCCACUCCAUCGACGGUUCUGGCGAGUAUGCGGACCAGCUCGGAACAGAGAGGGAGCUCCCUUCUCUGCCCGCCGUAGACACGAGUAAGGAAGCCUGGGCCUAUGUCGCAGCGUCUUUUGUCAUGGAAAUGCUCCUCUGGGGACCCAUCUUUGCUUCAGCCGUGUAUCUGAAGCAUUAUGCAGCACUCCCGCAAUUUGCUUCUUCAUCCGAGACUCAGAUUUCUUUCGUCGGAACGCUGCCCAUACUCAUUGGCUAUUCACUCGGUCUUCCUUUGCUCUAUUUCUACAAUCAUUUCCCCCGGGCCAUGAAGCCGUCAAUCUGGGUCGGUCUAGCACUCUACACGGUAUCGAUGCUGGCUGCCAGCUUUGUCUCAAACAUGAAGCUCUUGAUUCUCUUCCAGGGGGUCGGACCAGGUGUCGCUGCUGCUUUGGUAGCUUUCCCCAUAAUUAGAUGGCUUCCCGAAUGGUUUGACCUGCGUAAAGGGACUGCGGGGGGUAUUGUUUUCGCUGGGGGUGGUGUGGGCGGUGUUUAUAUGCCGUUUCUGGAGGAGGGUCUCAUCAAUCACUUGGGUUACAAUUGGUCUCUGCGAAUCACCGCUAUACUGACCGCUGUCCUUGGUGGUAUCGCCAUAUUCUUUGUUAACCCGCGAGUUCCCAUAUCCCCCAGAGCGCACAUUGUUCGCAUGCCUAUGCCGCCAUUCUUUGACACUUUCAUGCGAUGGGGUUUCUUUGGUACCUUUUUCUGUUGUCUUCUGCAAGGUUUUGGUUAUUUCAACGUUGGACUUUUCUUGCCGAGAUUCUCAGACUCUCUUGGCGGCGCUGCGGGUACAGGUCUGUUGGCGGCUUUCAACGUCAGUUGUAUUGGAGCCCAGCUGAUUUGGGGACAGAUCACAGACAAAAUGAGACCUGCCCAGGCGAUGGCGAUCAGCUCUGUGUUGGGCACGAUCUUGACCCUGACGUUCUGGGGAAUCGGUGGCAGUAAGGGUAUCUCUCUGCUGGCCCCUUUUGCGAUUCUCUUUGGCCUGGCGACCGGUGGCUUCCCUUCCAUGUGGUUCCAAGGUGCACACGACAUUGCUGGGCCUGAUCAGGGGCGACAGAGUCUAUUGUCUGUCGGUUGGUAUGUGGCAAGAGGUGUAGGCGGCAUCGUCGGUCCCUCAGUUGGCUCAGCCCUCUACAGGCUCCCGACAUCGCCGUCAAACAGAUGGGGCUCGGCAGGUUCUCCAGAACUGGUCGGUCUUGUUGCUGCCAGUCUAGCGGCAAGCGCGAUCGUCGUGUUGCUAUUCAGGUAUGCGAGUGAUGUGAGCAAAUACAUCUCCAAACUUGUGGGGAAGGGUAAGGAGGGGGUAAGUGGGGAGGGCCAUGGGAUGGAGAUGGGGGUGGUGACAAGAUAGGGGUUGUUGUAACGGAGAGAAGUAGGUGUCAUACAUACUCUCCGAGCUUCCCCGCUAUCAAAAUUCAUGUACAGUUAUCGUAUGUCUGAUCUUGCGGAAACAGUGCCUUGUUGAUACCAUCUUGAUUGGUCAAAUACAGAUAAGAAGAUAGCCCUCUAUGACGUCCUGUGGGUUUAGCAAAGGGCAGUUUGCCGGGAUACCUAGCUAUCAGUACACUGUAAUGAGAGUCAGUGCAGGUCGCAGGCCAAGGGCUUCGAGUUCGAUACAGAGAAUACAGAGAGGUAUUCACUAUCGGGAAAACUUUGGGGCAGACCAUCUCGGGGUUGACCGAAAGGAAGAUCUUAUCAGCCUGCGAAAUCUCGUGACCCUGCGGGAGGUAGUCACUCUCGUCUACACUUCUCCUCUUCGUUGCUCAACGAUGGCCACAUGGCUUACCUCGGACCCCCUUUCGUGACUAUCCUUACUACAUGUAACAGUCGUAUCAGCCGAAUUUUCUUGGUGACGACAGCAUAAUCUCA
Messenger RNA from Cryptococcus amylolentus CBS 6039, 2073 nucleotides. RefSeq lists its product as hypothetical. Gene Ontology annotation, biological process: transmembrane transport. The transcript has 10 exons. NCBI's taxonomy places the organism in Eukaryota, Fungi, Basidiomycota, Tremellomycetes, Tremellales, Cryptococcaceae. The coding region runs from base 149 to 1555 and encodes 468 amino acids. The record is from RefSeq and is a predicted model, not a curated record. Gene Ontology annotation, molecular function: transmembrane transporter activity. Gene Ontology annotation, cellular component: fungal-type vacuole membrane.